GUGUGCGUAUUCGGGGAACGCAUCGAAGCUAUGUUUAUCGAGUCGCGCUGCAUCGGGUGUUUGCCAGAGUACGGCCCGGGCCAUAUUAAACACUCUGGUGAGGCGCUGUGCCUGCUCUGACGUAUUGAGAUUGGUGACAACAACCGGAAUAAUUGUCACUGCGGGAAAAUUGAUCUCCGAUACAUGGACGUCGGUGCGCUCGAUGGUGGUUUGCACCCAGUAGUAGAAGUAGCGCUCCGAGGAGAGGAUGCACACAUAGACAGUGACUAUGGCCAAGAUCAGCUUCAGUGGUAUGCGGGCACAGCUGCAAAUGGGGUCAAAGUGGGGAGUUGUCAGUGGGUUGAGUGUCACGAAAGUGUGGAGCUAACCUACCGCCUUACGGAAAGCCACUUAUUGUGCCUCUUCUUUUCCUUUUUCUUGGACCUAAUCUGCUUGCCCGGAACGCUGGCAUCAUCAUCAUCAUCAUCAUCAUUAGCAUUGCCGAGCUGCGGAUCAGGCUGCAUUUCAACUUCACCCAUUUCGCUCAAUUAAAGGACUGACUGGUUGGGAAAAGUCACGGUUAAUUGGGAGGCGAGCCCGCUAAUCAAUGAGUGCGACGACACGCACUUCUGGCUUAUCAUUUGACGAAAACAUAACUACUCAAUUACAACCGAUCCAUUCCAUUCCAUAAAAGGGUUUCCCUGCAGCCGGAGCAGAGCUCAGUAGUGAUUCAAUGACUCGCGUUCCGGCAUGGCAAAGGGUGACAAAUCGGAUGAGCCACACAAGGCAGAGACUAAGUGCUUUAUGGAGUUGUUGCGCGACUACUUUCGGAGCUACUGCGAAAAGUCAACCAUCCAUUGUGUCCGCUAUCUCUACGAUCCGCAGCUGCACAACCUGGAGAGACUUAUCUGGUGUUUGCUGCUCUCCGUUAGCAUUGGCCUGUCCUGGUUCUUAUAUAUGAUGCUGUCGGAGCGCUUUGCGUCGCAGAAGCUGCAAACUGUCGUCCAGGAUCCGCAGUAUCCCGUCUAUCUGGUGGAGUUUCCAGCCGUUGGCAUUUGCACUGACAACCGCAUCAAUUGGAGCCUGCUGGAGGCAGCCAAGGCGGAGUUCCUGCCUGCCAAUGCCAGCUUGCAGCUGGUGGAACACUUCACCACUUUGGUUGCUCGACUGGAGACGCUGCGCUUUGGCAGCUAUUUGGUGGGCUUGUCUGAGCUGGAGGACGACAACCUCGAGGCCGUGGACUUCAUCAACAUCACAGCCUUGGCCGGUUUCCUGGCACUAAGCUGCAAGGAUAUUAUGGUGCCCAACUCGUGCCUGUGGCGCAGCUCAUCCUUCGACUGCUGCGAGUACUUUGUGAUGGAGAAAACGGAGUUUGGGUUCUGUUUGGUCUUCAACUCGGAGUUUUCGCCGCGCUCAAAGGCAAUCAAGCAACGCGAAGGCCCCAAAUUCUAUCCGCGGCACAAUGCGAAGGCUGGUCAGAGCACGGGUCUCAACUUUGCUUUGCUUAUGAAUGAGAGCUUCAAGCGACCGAAUUCCUUGGCGACCGAUAAAGUCUAUAUAAUGAUCAAAAAGCCAGACCAAGUGAGCAAUGUGGUCUAUUCGAUGACCCAAAACACCGAGACCUAUGUGACGGUUCGUCCCGAUCUGACCUGGACCGACGAGUCCACCCGAAGCAUUCCCCCCGAGCGUCGCAACUGUCUCUUUGCGGAAGAGCAGCUGGAAUUGGAUCCUACGGACUCGGCCAAGAGGUACGGCAAGCCCUUUCAGCUGACCAACUGUCUGAAUCGGUGCCAUGAGUCCUACUUGAUACAGCUCUGCAACUGCUCCUUGCCGAUUUUCUUUCUACAAAAUAGAAUAGUCCAGGAAUGCAGUGCGACCAGCCUGCGGUGCAUCGCGAGGCAUAAUGAUAUUUUCAGCUACGAUAAGCGUCGGGAGGAGGAUGCGCUAUUUAGUGCCACCAAACCAGGCAUGACAUGCUCCUGUUUGGUCAACUGCUAUCUCAUCGAUUACUACACAUCCACAACAACGUUGCCCCUCUCUGUCAGGAGAAUCCCCAAGGAUCCGCAUCUGAAACUCUUCAAGGUGGAUGUGCACUACCAAGUGGAGACGACGCCGCUGUACCGCACCAGCCUGGAAUUUACCACGAUUGAUUUGAUAGCUAAUUUGGGCGGCAUCUUUGGCCUUUGCUUGGGUGCAUCCUUGGUCAGUGGCGUUGAGUUGAUUUACUAUCUGACCAUCGGCUUUGGCAUGCAUCUCUAUGACAACUGCUACUUUGGCGUACUCCGUGAGAAAAUUACGAUGAACUGGCACACCUUUAAGCGCUAUUUGCAGAACGAAGCCAGUCACCAGGUGCACCCGACCCCAGCAAAGGAGGAGGCCAAAGGCAAGAUAAGGCAUCCGCUGCAGCAGUACCAGAGGAAUGCUUGGUGAAAGUUAUUUAUUGAAUGAUUAAUAAUUAAUACUCUUAAUAUUGCAA
Molecule: messenger RNA, 2455 nt
Organism: Drosophila guanche
Lineage: Eukaryota; Metazoa; Arthropoda; Insecta; Diptera; Drosophilidae
Product: pickpocket protein 19
Exons: 8
Coding region: 730-2409 (559 amino acids)
Biological process (GO): sodium ion transmembrane transport
Cellular component (GO): membrane
Molecular function (GO): ligand-gated sodium channel activity
Source: RefSeq, a predicted model, not a curated record